Molecule: messenger RNA, 1090 nt
Organism: Alligator sinensis (Chinese alligator)
Lineage: Eukaryota; Metazoa; Chordata; Crocodylia; Alligatoridae
Gene: MAP1LC3B
Product: microtubule associated protein 1 light chain 3 beta
Exons: 5
Coding region: 16-489 (157 amino acids)
Biological process (GO): autophagosome assembly; autophagy of mitochondrion; cellular response to nitrogen starvation
Cellular component (GO): autophagosome; autophagosome membrane; cytosol
Molecular function (GO): ubiquitin protein ligase binding
Source: RefSeq, a predicted model, not a curated record
CUAAGGAUACUGAGUAUGAAAAAGGCUUCUGUAGUGGCUAAUGAUGGGACCAUGAUGGAAAGCAUGAGUCCCAGUUUUCCCCAAGAGCAGUUUCUAAGAGAUGUUGGGGAAAGAAUUCCUUUUAUUAAUGAGCCCUGCUAUCCUAUAACAGAGCAAAGAGUAGAAGAUGUACGACUGAUUCGAGAUCAGCACCCAACAAAAAUACCAGUAAUUAUUGAAAGGUACAAAGGGGAAAAGCAGCUUCCAGUUCUGGAUAAAACCAAGUUCCUGGUACCGGAUCAUGUUAACAUGAGUGAGCUGAUCAAGAUCAUCAGACGGCGCUUGCAGCUGAACUCGAACCAAGCUUUCUUCCUGCUGGUGAACGGACACAGCAUGGUGAGCGUCUCGACGCCCAUCUCGGAGGUGUACGAGAGCGAAAAGGAUGAGGAUGGAUUCCUUUACAUGGUCUAUGCCUCUCAGGAAACCUUUGGAGUGCACUCGGCUGUGUAAGGCUUCUAGCCUAGGAUUUUGGUUUGACCCUCACGCCCCAGGAAAACGAAAGGGAUGUCACUCUGCCCUCAGUACCAUAGUGUAGUCUUGCUUUAGCAGGUGUUCUCAUCUUGCCUUGCCUUGUUUGUGGAUAUUAAAGAGAUGAGUGCCAGUACAGACAGGCAGAUCCUGCUUUGAAAACCUGCUGUAAUAUUUAACACAGGCACACUUAAGUUUCUGGACUCUGAAUGGAACCAUACCUUGCAUAUGUAAAUAGCCAAUAAAAGGGACACUCAGCUGGCCUUUGUAAUAAAGGAAUUGGCACCUUUUCAUGUAGUGAACCCACGUGUCUCAGUGUGACAUCUUUGUGGCAAAUCCCUCUACAAUUCCUUAAAAAAAAAAAAAAAAUCCAGCUUGUCAAGGAAAGGGUUGGGUUUUUUUUUUUGUUCUACUGGAGAGCAAGGACAGGGAAUAUCCUAAACUUUUGGGUCAAGCUAUGGAAUUGCUCUGCUUCGGUGCUUGCAGUCUGUUGCAGCACAUGGUUGGGAGGGAAGUUUAUCAUCUUUCUUGGUACCGCUGCUGUAUAAGGAGGUGCCAGAUAGUUAAAUAUUCCCAUUGAACA